AUGAUUACGGCAUAUGCUGAAAAUGGAUUUACAUAUGAGGCGCGUGAAAUAUUUGAACAGAUGCCGCAGAGAAAUCUGGUGUCGUGGAAUGCAAUGCUUGCUGCAUAUGCCCAAACGGGGUAUCUUGAAGAAUCAAAGGGUAUCUUUGAUGCAAUGCCAGAGAGGGAUUUGAUUUCAUGGACGUCGAUGCUUGUCGCCUUUACAGAAUCCGAAUGCAUGCAAAAGGCGAAAUACUGCUUUGACCAGAUGCCAGAAUGGGACCUUGUAGCUUUGACUGCGAUGCUUGCGGGAUAUUCUCGAUCCGGGCAUCUUGACAAGGCAAAGAUUUUGUUUGACGACAUGAAGCAUAACAAAGAGACAAAUCUAGUUUCCUGGAUUUGUGUGCUCAGUGGUCUAACUGAGAAUGGGAAACUAACAGAUGCUAAAACCAUAUUUGACUCUAUGCCAGAACAUGAUCUUGUUUCCUCGACAGCAAUGUUGGCAGCAUAUGCUGAAAAAGAGCAUAUUGUAGAAGCAGAAGGAAUAUUUCAAACUAUACCAGAGGUGGAUCUGGUGUCUAGGAAUGCUAUUUUAACAGCUUAUUCGGAAAAUGGUAAUUUAGAUAAAGCUAAGGAAAUUUUUGACACUAUGGAAGAGCGUAGCAUAGUAACUUGGACGUCUAUGAUCUCAGCUUAUUCCCAAAACGGGCAUCUAGAGUUAGCAAAAUACGUGUUUGAUUCCAUGCAAGAGCACAACCUCGUCUCUUUCAAUGCGAUGCUCACAGGAUAUUCCCAGCAUGGUUACCUUAAAGAAGCAUGGAAAAUAUUUCACUCAAUGAAGGAAAGAGAUAUUCUCUCCUGGACGGCCAUGCUCUCGGCAUAUGCUCAGAACGGGCAUCUUCACAUGGCAAGACAUCUCUUUGAUUCCAUGGAAGAGAGAAACAGUGUUUCAUGGGAUGCUAUGCUUGCUGGUUAUGCCCAAAAUGGAAGGCCAUUGGAGGUUCUUGACAUCUUCUACUUGAUGGAGCUUAAUAUCAAUCCAGAUGAGGCUUCCUUUGUGUGUGUUUUAUUAGCAUGCACUCACCUUGGAAGAACCCAAGCUGGAAUCUCUUACUUUGUUUCACUAACUGUGGAUUUUGGAUUGAAAGCAACGAAGCAGCACUACUGUUGCAUUGUGGAUCUCUUAUCUCGAUCUGGAAGACUAGAAGAAGCUGGAGAGCUCAUAGCAUAUAUGCCAUUUUGUCCAGAUUCAUGGGAGUGGACAUGUUUGCUUGGUGCCUGCAAGAAUCAUAACAAUGUGGAGCUUGGAGCUCGAGGUAAGAUCCUUGAGAGGGUGCUCUUUAGAUGGUCGUCCAAACUAGAGUUGAAUUUUGAUAGGAAGGAAUCAGACAUCUCUGGAGCUUGGUAUAGCUUGGGAGGAUCCAUAAAGAUCAUAAGUUGGAGAUCAAUAAUGUUUCCAGGCACAUUUGAGAACACGGCAAUGCCUAAGAAAGAACCAAAAGCCAUUUCUGUCAUGACUAAGAAGGCUUGCCACAUUUGGAAGGUUUUGCCAACACCAAAAGGAGCUGACUAUUUGGAAGAGAUUGGAGGAGAGAAAGAGUUGGAGAAAAACCCUCCCCAGAUAGGUGACUCUAAGAAAAUUGACAAGGAAAAGGAAUAUAUUCCUUUUACCAGCCCUCUGGCUGUCGCCGCUCUCCUUGGUCGAUUGGGAAGAAGAUGCUGCUUGGCGCCAUGUGAGGUGGCCAAAGCAGGGCAACUGAGCUCCAGUAGCUACAACCUAGGGGACCCAAAUCUCAGCUCCUUAGAUCCAGUGCUUCCAGGAUUCUUGCCUCGAGGAAAAUGUCAUAUUUUUGCGGAGCGAGCAACAUUUGAAGGAGAGCUGCGACAGGAGGUUCCAGCAGGCAAGCCGGGUGAUAUGCUAGAAUGA
This is a messenger RNA of Selaginella moellendorffii, 1905 nucleotides long. Its product is annotated as pentatricopeptide repeat-containing protein At4g02750-like. The record is from RefSeq and is a predicted model, not a curated record. Bases 1 to 1905 code for a protein of 634 amino acids. The transcript has 6 exons. Gene Ontology annotation, molecular function: protein binding. Lineage: Eukaryota; Viridiplantae; Streptophyta; Lycopodiopsida; Selaginellales; Selaginellaceae.